Messenger RNA from Debaryomyces hansenii CBS767, 633 nucleotides. RefSeq lists its product as uncharacterized. Lineage: Eukaryota; Fungi; Ascomycota; Pichiomycetes; Serinales; Debaryomycetaceae. The transcript has a single exon. Gene Ontology annotation, cellular component: nucleolus. The coding region runs from base 1 to 633 and encodes 210 amino acids. Gene Ontology annotation, biological process: ribosomal large subunit biogenesis. The record is from RefSeq and is a predicted model, not a curated record.
AUGACAUCCGUAAGAAAGAGAAAGAUGAACCGUUCAUCGGUUCGUAAGAAUACGAGAAGAGUCAAGGAUAAAAAGAAGAAUAUUAAUAUUCAUUCGAACCCAAUCAUUGCUGCUAACUGGGAUAAAUCAUUGACUUUACAACAGAAUUAUAAAAAGCUUGGUUUGAGAGCAAAGUUGGGAACUUUGGCCGGGGGAAAAGAACAAGAUGUUAAGACUUUGUCUGAAAUCAAGGCCGCAGAUGCAGCUUCAAAGCCAUCGCUUGCUGACAUCGAGCAAACUACUGAUCCAGCCAAGAUACCGGAAGGUGAAGCUCGUAUAAUCAGAGAUCCGGAAACUAAUGAGGUGACCAGUGUUAUUUAUGGUACAAUGAAAGUGGGUCCAAAGGCUGAAACAGAAGGGGAGAGUUCUUCUGUGAUUAAACAGUUAGAAGAAUAUGCUCAGAAACAUGCACAAGUUAAAAAAGAGAGAAAACCUUCUGCCAGAGAAAAUGAAUGGUUAGAAAAGUUACACGAGAAACAUGGCGAUGAUUAUGAUAAGAUGAUGUGGGACAAGAAGUUGAAUAUAUAUCAACAAAGUGCUGGUGAUUUAAGAAGAAGAAUCACUAAAUGGAAAAAGGCCCAUAAUGUUGAGUAA